AUGCCAGCAGGUAGUGAUGACGAAUUGCAGCAAGUUGUGCAGCUCACCUUUCGACAGAGGCAUGAGGAGGUACUGGCAUGUGAGGCUGUGGUAGUUAUUGGUCGGAGAAGACCUUUUAAGACACCGAGACCGCGUUUGUUAGCACUGUGUCGUCCAUUUUCUGCUGCAGCUCCCACCGGAUCGCCGACGUCGAAUGCAACGCUUAACGUUGUUCAGGUAGGUGCGGAGCAGGCAACUAAUAUCAAAUUAGUGUUUGGUGUAGCCCGUCUCGUGGAUAUUGCGCAAGAGGAAGGUUUUGACGCAACGUUCAAUUUUGGAAGCAGCGGCUUGCUCUCAGUUAGGUUUGGAUCGUAUAUUCAACGCCAGAUGUUUGUCUCCGCCGUAAGGAGCGUCCUGCGUGACGUUCAGCUUCUGACCCCUGGUGCUACAACUGAUCACGAUGGUGUGCAGGCGCUUCUCCUGGACGAGGUUGGUGCUGCAACCGAACAUAAUAUUGUAGCGCAUGUGAAAAGCCAAAGGCGGGUAAAGCAUCGUGCGCUUACUACGGAGGAUGAACAGCAGUUGCAAGCGCUCCUGGGGCCACAUAGUUUCGAUGACAUUCGUGCUACCGAAAAACUGUUGUCUACACACCAGAAAAAAGCGGAGCUGCUAUCCGUGAAUGACCUUGUGAUUUCUGCUUGUGCGUGGGAGGAAGUGCGUGAACACAUUUCGAGCAUCAUGGAGGAUGUGGGGGAGAUGGAAGCACGUAUUGCACAGUACUCCAAGUGCAUUCUUUCCCAGAAGGAACAGCUGCAGAGAAUUGAGCAUCAACACAACACCCUACAACGGAAACAACAGAACCUUCACAAACUGCAGGAGCAGCUACAAGUAGUCAGAGGGCAGCUUAACUUACCACCACAGGUUACAGCGUUGCUCCAACGGGUGGGCGAAGCACGCAGCGAGGAUUUGGAAGAAUUCCUCUCUAACGAAAGCAAUGUGCGUCGCUUAUCCGACGCCGUAGGGCUCAUCACGUCACUUCUGCAGAACACAAAACUCGAGUCAGAUUACCCUAUUGCUUUAGUAGCCGCUCGCCGUGCGUUCUUCGCUGAGCAGCGCCGUGCGAUUGCUCACCGUACCAAGACGUAUAUAUUAGAUGCUAUUAGUCGUCACGAAAAGUUAUAUCUUACUGACCCCCGGCGAUUUAGCACGAAAAAUCAACUAAUAUGGAAAAUGCACUUGGGAGUUACGAACAUGAUGACGAGUUUUCAGGAACUUAUCAAAACCUUGAGGUACGUGGAUUUUGAGGGGUUCAUCGCGGUCUUACGCCGCUACCGGGUGUGCAUGCAGCGCGUUUACGCCCGAGAAAUGCAGAACUUUUUUAAGUACCUUCGUGGGCAACUUAAAAAGGUCGGUUCGCAUAGACCGUUUCUCAUUGGGGUGCGUGACUCUUCCGAUGGGAUUGUUUUCUCCGGGUCGGAAUCGACAAGGUCGGAGACUCCACAUCGGCGAGGUAGUUUGGCGAACAGUGAUGGUUUGCGGUGGACACCAACAUGCAGCCCUCUAGGUUACCCGCAUUCGUUUUGCCACAUGAGCGGCAGCUUCAGCAGGUUAAACAUUAGUGCACCCACUGAAGGCCAGUUGUUUGUUGACUUACCCGUUGCGUGUGACGAUACGCUUCGGCUCUACGAUCCGAUACACACACAAGCCGCCAAUGUGGGUCAUAAUUCUCCAACUCCAGCUCCGUCGCUGCUCGCUCCCACUGUCAGUAAAACAAACGGCCAAUUAAAACCUGAUGUAGCAUUUGCUAUGACACUAGAGGCGGCUUUCUGUAUGGUCCUACAGGAGGAGGACACUUUGCGGCGUUGCUUCGGUUUAGUGGAGGGGCGUGAAGAGUGUUCCAAGGGUGAAGAAAAUCACCAUGAUUUUACCCCCUCAGCUAGUGACGCUCUGUCAAAUGUUCCUGAGUCAGAUAAAGCCGGACUGCUGCGCGAGUCCCUUUUGGAGCUUUUUGGUGGCGAUAAAGUGGUCCAAUUUUAUUCUGGUGCUUUGAACACAGCGGCACCCAGUGCCAAGCAUAGCGAGAAAGAUGAUGUACCAUCCGCAAGAGUGGAUGUUGAUUGUGAUACCACCACUGCCGACAAGAACGAAGGAAAAGUGUGUACCAAGUUGGAAAAGGGGCAGGAAGAUGCCCAAAAGGGGUGCUAUUUGCAGAAAGAAUUGGUUGAUCUUGUGCAGUACAUUGGCGAGCGAUGUGAUAGACUGAAUGCGUUGCCCGCCAUGGUUAUGAUCAAGGCCUAUCGUCGUGAAGGCACACCCACUGCUUCGAGCUCUUUCUGCCAAUCGAUACUGCAGGCCCUCGAACCAAUUGUAGCAUCACUAAUUUCACAAAGCAUCAUGGAGCAGACGGCGUCGAUAAAGACGUGCGUGCGGCGGUAUGUCGUUGAUCCGUCUGGUUUGCUUAGUUGUUUUUCAGGGUUACCAACUCUUGUGCAAAGAUUAGAAACAAUGCACGAUUCCCUCCCGGUAGCAGUACGUACCCACAGCGAGUACGCUUCGGUUGUACUAACCCUCGUGGACCAGUGCUUCGAAUCCCUUAACUGCAUUACAAAUCUUGCCAAGUCAGAGGCCAAUUAUGAGGUAAAAUUAAGCAGGUUGGAAUGCAUUGUGCGCCGUGCAAACCGUAUUUUCAAUGCUGGUGGUGAAAAUGCAAAGUCUGCGGAGCACGGUUUUCUUCAACAGUACCGCCACCAAGCUUUUUUCUGUCUCUUUUAUGAAUCACUUCAUCCCAUGUCUAACGCGGUGGAGCUUCUGAGGGAGAGGUACGACUCUUCGUGUGCUCUGCGUGACCGCUACCGUGAACUGUAUCUGACACGUGCAGUACUUGUGAAGGAAUUCCCUGAAUUUGGUCCCUUUACACUUGUUGCUGAGGAUCUGGCCCAGGUGCACACUCCGGAUGACUUACGCAGCCAUGCCGCUUUUUCUGUGAGCGCUUUGCAGCUUUUGCUCACCUCACUACCGGAGGAAAUACGCUCCGGAAUUCCGGCAAGCAGCGGGAGAAUGAAGAAACAUUUUCUACGUGAUGUUGCUCGACGUAAAAAUGAAGUGGCCCUUCACUGUACAUUGCUCCAAAGAGCGUGGAGUGACUUUAGCGCGAUGUUUCUGCAGAAGUUUGAUUUCCUCGAGUCUAUAUUGCAGUGGUCGAUGUACGCCAAUCUAAACUUGGAUAUCAAGCGGCACGAGGUUGUCCAGCUGCUGCGGGCUGUCUAA
Messenger RNA from Trypanosoma brucei brucei TREU927, 3246 nucleotides. RefSeq lists its product as hypothetical. Gene Ontology annotation, molecular function: phosphatidylinositol-4,5-bisphosphate binding. Gene Ontology annotation, cellular component: plasma membrane; exocyst. The record is from RefSeq and is a predicted model, not a curated record. Gene Ontology annotation, biological process: exocytosis; Golgi to plasma membrane transport. NCBI's taxonomy places the organism in Eukaryota, Euglenozoa, Kinetoplastea, Trypanosomatida, Trypanosomatidae. The coding region runs from base 1 to 3246 and encodes 1081 amino acids. The transcript has a single exon.